GUUCAUCCCAAUAUCACGAUAGAUCGGCCCAAAUUCGGACACCCUUCCAAGCAAAUCCAACAAAUCCAACAAAUUCAACAAAUCCAACAAAUCCAAAAGUUAUUCCAGUAUUUCAUCCCCUCACUAUUUAUAUCUGUUUAUCCACCGAGAUUCGUGGUCUGUCCGACGGCCGAUCCUUCCUCCCUCCACAGUCCAUCCUGCACCGAGCACCACCACGCGGUGUUCUAUAUUGGGUCCUUUCAAAGACCGGUCCAGAUUCUGGCCCAGUUCCACUCCCUCCUACCUAGUACACUCCGUCUCUCCGGCCGAUAACCCCGCCUACAUUUAUUCUAUACUCAGUUCUUCUUAUACGUCCCUCCUCUUAUACCUCUGACAUCCCCACUGCUUCAAUCCAUCAUCCAUAAACAUCAACCACAAAAAAAAAAAAUAACAAUAACAAUAACAAUAUCAAUAAUCAUAAUGUCUACCCCAAUCCCCACCGCAGAACUCCAAUCCUCCCUCCGCCAACUCUCCAUCGGCCGCAGCUCCCCAGCAGCAAAAGACAUCCCCCGCCCAACAGUCCAAACCACCUCCCUCGUCAAAGAAGCCGCCAAAAAGAACCACACCAAGUCUAAAAACAACGACCAGCAAAACCACAUCGCCGACUCCUGGGAAGACGAACUCGACUCCUCCACUCCCUCCUCAGACGUCGAAGCUGACCCGUCCUCCGCCGCUCCCUCCGAUAUCCUCUCCCCUUCUCUAAGCGUCAGCGCCGAAGGACCGCUCGAUCCCCCGCCGACGCCCAUCUCCCCGCAAAUCUCCAAUCCCACCACCGCUCCUUCGGCGUCUUGGUCCGCGACCUCGCCACCCCGCUCGGGUUCGGAUUCCCCGGUUUCGUCCGCGUCCAGGACACCUACGCCCACUUCUGCUGCUCCUCCUUACACCACUACUACUGGAGAAAGGGGAGGGAGAGAAGGAGGAAAUGCCACCGCGCGCAGACCGGAGAAGCAAACAGCUGUAGCCGGGCGAUUGAUCGCAGGGGCAUUGGGCAUUCGGGCUCCCAAGCGGACGGAGGAACAGCGGGCUUACGACCGCUCCGUCAAAGAGCAGGAGAUUAGACGGCGGAAUCGGGAGAAGGAGGCGGCUGAGAAGGUCCGGGAGGAGGAGGAGAGGGCGAAGGCUGCUGUUUGGGAUGCUUGAUUUUUCUUUUGUCUUUUUUCUGUUCGAUUGAUGGGAUGUUUUGAGUGAUUUUGAUAUCAUUGGUUCUGGUACUGCUUCAUGUUAGGGAGGCUGUCUGAUUUCGUUGGGUUCAGCAUCGUGUGGAUGUUUGUCUUUUUUUUGUAUAUGGACUAGUCUUGUUAUCUUCUUGUUUGCAUUUCUCCGCCUAUCAUUCUAUUUACAUUGUGUCUCUUGUCUUAUAGCUUAAACUCAGCCUGUACAAUAGGUUCUACUCGUAUUAUAUCGGUCUAUACCUAGAUGAUUUUGAUAUACGGUUGGCCGGAUAUAAAGAAUGAAAAGUGAUACUGAAUGUAUGUAGAUUGAUA
Aspergillus candidus is the source of this 1523-nucleotide messenger RNA. RefSeq lists its product as uncharacterized. The record is from RefSeq and is a predicted model, not a curated record. Lineage: Eukaryota; Fungi; Ascomycota; Eurotiomycetes; Eurotiales; Aspergillaceae. The coding region runs from base 460 to 1179 and encodes 239 amino acids. The transcript is spliced from 2 exons.